AUGAUUGAAACAAUUUUUGGCGAACAUUUUAUAGCGAUUAUUAUAAUCUUUGGUAUUUAUCCCAUCAGAAAUGGAAAUAUUGCGUUAGGUGCAAAAAAAAUAUGGACCGAACAAGAUGAAGUACGAAGGAUCCAACAGAUAAUGGAAGCAGAAGAAAUGGAAUAUGAAAUGGAGCAGCGCUCUCAUUUUGUUAUUAAUAGUCGAAAUAGUGGUGAUGAAGUAGUGCGGGAAGAUUAUCAUAAUUAUCCGAUAACUGAAUCUUAUCAGUACAAAGGAAAAAUUUUACCAACAGUUACAUUUCCCAAUAUAAUUACUACUAAAACAGAUAAAAACCAUUGGUGCUAUUAUUGUACGAGUCCAUUGAGUGUAAUGAGUGGAAAUAUGCAACGUGCUAUUGAAAAAUUUUUACUUAUUCGUCGAACAGCUUAUCCGGUUCAAGUGAAAAAUACACGUUGCUCAGAACCACGUAAUUUAACGGAAUUAGCUGUGGAAUAUUGUCGACAUCCAUACUGUCAAACGCUGAUUUUAACAGAUCAUGAAACUGGCUCGUCAUUUACAAUGCGCGGCUGUGCAGAAACAUUUGGAGCAAUAAAUGAGAAAUUACUUGAUGCGCGUGAAGAUAACACAUGUCAGAGACUACAUGAACAGCUUGAUAUACAAGAAUGUAUCUGUAGGCAUCGACGAUAUUGCUAUCCGGGCGCAAAACGUCAAUUUUUUGAUGAUUCAGGAGCGGCAAUAUUCAUACCCUCAUCAUCAACUAAUAAUAUCAUAUCUAUAUUUUAUUAUAUUUUAUUUUUAAAAUUCGCAUUUUAUAAUUAUUUAUAG
This is a messenger RNA of Cercopithifilaria johnstoni, 825 nucleotides long. Lineage: Eukaryota; Metazoa; Nematoda; Chromadorea; Rhabditida; Onchocercidae. The record is from the annotation of a GenBank genome assembly.